Physeter macrocephalus (sperm whale) is the source of this 1049-nucleotide messenger RNA. RefSeq names its product DLA class II histocompatibility antigen, DR-1 beta chain. The annotation marks the transcript as partial. The record is from RefSeq and is a predicted model, not a curated record. The transcript has 5 exons. Gene Ontology annotation, cellular component: MHC class II protein complex; membrane. Gene Ontology annotation, biological process: antigen processing and presentation; immune response. NCBI's taxonomy places the organism in Eukaryota, Metazoa, Chordata, Mammalia, Artiodactyla, Physeteridae.
GCCGCGGUGGACACGUACUGCAGACACAACUACGGGGUUGUGGAGAGCUUCACGGUGCAGCGGCGAGUGGCGCCUACAGUGACUGUGUAUCCUGCAAAGACACAGCCCCUGCAGCACCACAACCUCCUGGUCUGCUCUGUGAAUGGUUUCUAUCCAGGCCACAUUGAAGUCAGGUGGUUCCGGAAUGGCCAGGAAGAGGAGGCGGGGGUGGUCUCCACAGGCCUGAUCCCUAAUGGAGACUGGACCUUCCAGACCAUGGUGAUGCUUGAAACAGUCCCUCAGAGUGGAGAGGUCUACACCUGCCACGUGGAGCACCCCAGCUGGACCAGCCCUGUCACAGUGGAAUGGAGGGCACAGUCUGAAUCUGCUCAGAGCAAGAAGAUGAGUGGAAUCGGAGGCUUUGUUCUUGGUCUGCUCUUCCUUGGGGUGGGGCUGUUCAUCUACUUCAGGAAUCAGAAAGGACACUCUGGACUUCAGCCAACAGGACUCCUGAGCUGAAGGGAGGAUGGUGGCACUCAAGCAAAAACCUUCUGUCCCGACUUCUUCGCAGCAUGAAAAUGUUUCCUGCUUCACUGUAAUUCUUCCACAAUGACAGUACUUCUCAGGAUCUAGUUUGCUCUUGGUUGAGUGACCCUGCAGAAAAUGUCCUUCUUGAUGGCUUCCUCAGCCCCUAUCCUUGACCUGGAAGUCCCUAAUAUUGAUCGCAAUACCUUAUCUUCAUUUUUUCCUGGUCCCUUUUGUUUUUAACCUUUACUGCCUCCUGUGCAUCUGAACUCAUCUUCUGCCCACAUUCCUUUUUAAAGUCUUUCUCAAAUAAAUAUGGAUGAAAAUCAUCUGCUUCAUACAGUUCCAAGGAAGGAAGUAGAAAGAAAAGAAAAAAGGAGAAUUGCAUCAUAUAGCAAUAAUGGUUUUCAUUAACAUUGCUGAAAUUUGGUCACUUGUGGAUCUGAAAGAUUUCCUUGCUUCCUUCCCUGUUUUUUUCUUGGGUUUUCUGUACUCUCUAAUUAGGAAUGUUUUCCUGAACUAGAAUAAAAACUUUGUUGAACCCA